ACGCCUCCAGACCCGGAUGUAGAACUCUUAUUGGGUGCUAUAAUGGAUCAGAAAAUGAGUUAAAUAGUCUAUUGGUCUUCAUUGUUGUCGCUUUUCUACCUGAGUCAUUUUAUUGGCCAUUCGUCUGCGAAACACUACCUGAACAGCCUCUCUGGCGACGGAAGUAACUUGCCGGAAGACGGUGGGCGGGCCUUAAUGUAUCCAAUGAUGGGAAGCUCUUAGACGAAGAGGGUGGUACCCUGUGAAAGUACUGUCCAAUGAAAGUAAUUAACGCCUGAUUCCCGGGUAACCAGGAGCGGAGAGUGCUAUGGAGAACUUCACGGCGCUGUUUGGAGCUCAAACUGACCCCCCACCGCCACCAAGCGCCCUAGGCUUCGGGCCUGGAAAGCCACCCCCGCCACCCCCUCCUCCUCCGGGAGGUGGUCCAGGCACAGCCCCGCCCUCUACGGCGACCUCGGCUCCCACGGGAGCCGAUAAGUCGACCGCUGGAAGCGGACCCUUCUACCUGAUGCGGGAAUUGCCCGGCAGCACAGAGCUGACGGGCAGCACCAAUUUAAUCACACACUACAACCUGGAACAAGCCUAUAAUAAAUUCUGUGGGAAGAAAGUGAAGGAGAAGCUAAGUAACUUCCUGCCUGAUCUGCCAGGGAUGAUUGAUCUCCCUGGCUCCCAUGACAACAGCAGCCUCCGCUCCCUCAUUGAGAAGCCUCCUAUUCUUGGUGGCUCUUUUAAUCCAAUCACAGGGACCAUGCUGUCUGGCUUCCGCCUCCACACUGGCCCGUUGCCGGAGCAGUGUCGUCUGAUGCAUAUUCAGCCUCCCAAAAAGAAGAAUAAGCAUAAGCACAAACAGAGCCGUACCCAGGAUCCUGUUCCCCCAGAAACACCAUCUGAUUCAGAUCACAAGAAGAAGAAAAAGAAGAAAGAGGAGGAUCCUGAACGAAAAAGGAAGAAGAAAGAAAAGAAGAAGAAGAAGAACCGACAUAGUCCAGACCACCCAGGUAUGGGCAGCUCUCAAGCCAGCAGCAGCAGCAGCCUCCGUUAAUAGAGGACUAGUGGACUUUGCUAAGGAUGGCUUUCCUGUAAUACUGAACCUGCUGAUAAAAACUGUCUUCCAGGCACUUGGACCCUGUUGUGGGAGCAUCCAACAGCUGGAGAGGGGCCAGCCCCUGCUGUGCAUGUGAUUAAUACACUUUAGAGAAGGGCCAUGCUUUUUUAUGGUUUAGUCCAAUUGGCUUUUUACAAGAAGCUGUUUUUCUUUUUUCCCCUCUUUUGUAUAGUUUGAUUCCAGGACUUCAGUGUUUUGUUUUGUUUUAAAGUGUGUUUAACAAACUGAGUAGUUUGGCUGCCUUUUAAAAGACAAGUGCCAUUCUAUUUGAGUCAAAGUUUAGUAUAAAAUGUAAGAAAUUUUGGAUCUUGCAAUCACAUUACUUAUUAGCAGGCUGGAAAAUCAAAAUGAGAAUAGAGAACAUGGUCUGAAAACAACAGUUUGCAAGAAUUUUCCGACCAUAGACACAAAAUACUUUGCUGAAUAUGCUCAGAGAAAAAUGCCUGGAUGAUCUUCAUCUUCCAUCUGGAAAGCUGGUCCAAAUAAGGUUUAUACCUGUGUUUAUAUACCACAGGGAAACUGGUGAUCCACACUCGCCAGUAUAUUUUAGCAGGGAAAACCAACUAGUAUUUGUUUCAUUAUGCUCCUACCUUUUUCUGGGGCCUGACCCCUGAGACUUGUGUGUACUAGGCAAGUUUUAUCUUUUCCUUUCCCUCUCUGACUUUUUUUCCCUACAUGCUUUUUAAAAUGAACCUCUGUCAAGAAGUUUAAUGCUGGAUUUGGUUGUUUUGAGAUAACAUCACACUAUGCAACCCUGGCUGGCUAUGAACACAAACUUGCCCCAAGCUCGAGAGACCCAUCUGCCUUUACCCACCAAGUUCUGGGAUCAAGGGCAGGCACCACCAUGCUUAGCUGUUUUUACUUUCAAAAGAAGAAAUUAAGGAAUAGCAAGAGAUUCAACAGACAGGAUGUUUUUGUUAUGAAAAGCUAGGUUUUUCUCACCCAGCAGGGCAUUUAAUUUGAUAGCCAGAAUAAAAACAGAA
Messenger RNA from Mastomys coucha (southern multimammate mouse), 2088 nucleotides. It is a transcript of the gene Med19, whose product is annotated as mediator complex subunit 19. Gene Ontology annotation, molecular function: transcription coregulator activity; transcription factor binding. Bases 308 to 1042 code for a protein of 244 amino acids. Lineage: Eukaryota; Metazoa; Chordata; Mammalia; Rodentia; Muridae. Gene Ontology annotation, biological process: positive regulation of transcription by RNA polymerase II. Gene Ontology annotation, cellular component: mediator complex. The transcript has 5 exons. The record is from RefSeq and is a predicted model, not a curated record.